This is a messenger RNA of Galeopterus variegatus (Sunda flying lemur), 3558 nucleotides long. RefSeq names its product GrpE-like 2, mitochondrial (E. coli) (gene GRPEL2). Bases 31 to 708 code for a protein of 225 amino acids. The record is from RefSeq and is a predicted model, not a curated record. Gene Ontology annotation, cellular component: PAM complex, Tim23 associated import motor. NCBI's taxonomy places the organism in Eukaryota, Metazoa, Chordata, Mammalia, Dermoptera, Cynocephalidae. Gene Ontology annotation, biological process: protein folding; protein import into mitochondrial matrix. The transcript has 4 exons. Gene Ontology annotation, molecular function: protein-folding chaperone binding; protein homodimerization activity; adenyl-nucleotide exchange factor activity.
GCGCUGCUUCCGUCAUCCCUGCUCAGGAAUAUGGCUGCGCGGUCGCUGUGGGCGGUCCCGCGGCGGUUGCAGCGCCUCCUAACCUCGAGUGCCGCGUCGGAUAGCUGGGGAUGGCUGCAUCCAUUUAGCACUGCCACCCAGAGAACUGCCGGUGAGGACUGCAGUUCUGAGGACCCUCCUGAUGAGCUUGGACCCUCUCUUGCCGAACGAGCCUUAAAGCUAAAAGCUGUUAAGCUGGAGAAGGAAGUCCAGGAUUUAACAGUGAGAUACCAGAGAGCUGUAGCUGAUUGUGAAAACAUAAGGAGGCGAACCCAGAGAUGUGUGGAAGACGCCAAGAUAUUUGGUAUCCAGAGUUUCUGUAAGGACUUGGUGGAGGUGGCAGACAUUUUGGAGAAGACUACAGAGUACAUUUCUGAAGAAACAGAGCCUGGGGACAAGAAGCUUACUCUGGAGAAGGUCUUCCGAGGGCUAUCACUUUUAGAAGCAAAGCUGAAAAGUGUGUUUGCCAAGCAUGGCCUUGAGAAGAUAAAACCAAUCGGUGACAAAUAUGACCCUCAUGAGCAUGAACUCAUGUGUCAUGUGCCAGCUGGUGUUGAGGUGCAGCCUGGUACCGUGGCAUUAGUAAGGCAAGAUGGCUACAAACUUCAUGGCCGUACCAUUAGACUUGCCCAGGUGGAAGUGGCAGUGGAGUCUCAGAAAAGACUAUGAACAGGCCAUCAGGAACUGGAUGUUCUCUCAGAGUGCAGUCACCGUGUUUCCUUUAUUUAUUAAACUAGGUUUGUAUUGUACAUGAGGUACUUCAUGUGAUCUCUUUUGGAUUUAGUCAUAUUGGCUUUAUUUCUAAGGUAUUUUAUUGAUUUAAUGUGACCUGUUUGGUCUUAUCAGAAGUCUUGCCAUUAGACAUUUGAACAAUGUGACAAGUGUUCCUAUGGCCUUUAUCAGAAUAUGUUUACAACAAUUAUUUUUAAAUUGGUAGUCUGAUGACUUGGAAUCCAAAAUUCCUUUAACUGUGUAUUUCCAACUAAAUGUUCUUUUCUCAUGGUCCCUAUAAUAGGAAUAACCUUCACAGAAUUGUAUAUUGUAUUUUGUGGAAAAAAGGAAGCAGUAGGAAUUGGUUCAGCGUUUGGGUACUUAGAUGAUAAAGCUUUAUAGUUGUAUAAAUUUAGAUCAUUUGGAUUGAUUUUGAUAGACAUGGAUGCUUAGGACUUCCCCUUUUUGUUUUAUUUUCUGUUUUAGCCAUCUUUUGUCCUUGCAGUCCCUGCUUGGUAGGCCUUAUGCUCACAUCAUUCUACCUAACCCACCCCUUUCUGAUUCCCAUUUGCAAGGGCUAAAAGGCCCAGGCAGGACUUGGAAGGCAAGAGCAUCAAGAUACCCAGGUCCUUUUAAAGUAAGGAUGGCCAAGAUACCUUGCACUUUCUUUGCUCUGAGCUAUCUUCAAAUUAUUUUCAGCCUCCUUAGGUAUAUAAUCAUUUCACACAAAUUGAGGCAGCAGCUAAAUGACCCAAACAGGUCUCUGUAGGUAAUUUACUUACAACUUCUCAUUCUACCAGCACUGACUUCUCUGCCCCUUUGUCAAAUUUGCCCUGCGACACUUUAUUAGGUUUUGGGGGGAGGUGAUGAGGACAAAACUUUUACAAUUUCUCAUUUCAUUUAGUUAUUCUGAAUUUUUUUUUUUUCUUUUAUCGGUACUCACAAAUCACUACCUCUUCAUUGACAAGCUUUAUUUUCUAGUUUUUGUGUCUGUCUUAGGUCACUUUUGUAUAAACAUCUAGCUCUUCUUUUAUGUAUUAACCUCCUAGAGUUAUUGGACCUAUGUGUUUUGUUUUGUUUUUUUCCCGUCUUGCUUAUAGCUGGUGUUCCGUAAAAGAUUUGUCCAGUAAAUGACUUAAUAAAUGAAUGACACAGCAGUCAGACUUUAGAAAGGAGGUGAAUUCUGGAUAUUUUAGUGUUAGAAGAAGCCUUAAUGAUCUAGUCUUACCCUUUCUGCUUCUCCUAAAGUGUGAAAAUCUAGUCUUUUUAGAACUGGACCCGAAAGAAAAAAAUUUCUACAAAGUAGUGAUUAAAUUUCAGUGAGAACUUGAAUAAGGAAUACUACAUAUUAACUUCAGUCAUUUAAGAUUAAUGAAUAUGCAGAUAUAUCCCUAGCUGGCAGUUAGGUGUUGGAUGUACAGAUUACAUAGGUUUAGGUUUAAGUUAUUUACCCAUAAGAUAAAUUCACUUCCACUGGCACUCUAUGACCCUAUUCAGUGGGGUAGUGAAAGUUAGACUUAGACAUUAUAGAUUAUUUAGGAUGCUACACAGAGAUGUAUCAAUAAAGCCAACCCCUGUGGGCCCUACCAUCUCCAUCAGGUUUAGAAACUUAAAAAAGCAAAUAACCAUACAUUUUUAAAAUGCAAUCAAGAGACUGGUGGUAAGACUGCAACCAGACCUCUUUUGGCAUUCCACUAAGUACACACUGAAAAUUUAAUAAGCACUCAAAUUUCACAAUAGGAAUUUGUCCUUUCUUGCCUUCAUUACUAUGAGAUUGGCAGAUGGUGAAAAUAAGAAAAUGAGCAAAUUAGAAUUACCCAUGUAUUUUUGGAUUACUAGAUAUCAUUACCAGUGAAUUAGAAUUAACCAUGAUUGUAAGUAUGGAAUGUUCUGAUUAUCUGAAGAGUUUUCUAAUACUUCAUUCCACCUCCUGUUUUUGCAAGUAGAUUGAGAAUAAUUUUAGAUUCUCUUACUAUUGAGUAGUUUUGCAAACUUUAAAAGUGAGUUUAGAAUUAGAAGAUGAAGCUAUAAUAGUAAAAAUCUCAAGUUGAAGGGCUUUAGGGAGCCAGAUCAGCAUAAUGGAGCAUAGGCUUGGUAGGCAUAGACUAGAGCAUAAAUCCCAGGUCGGUCACCUAUAUGACUUUGGGCAUCAGUCAUUUCACCCUUCUGAGCCUGUUUUCUUAGUUGUAAAAUGGUUAUAAUAAUUAUCUCACAAUAUAGUGAGUAUGAAAUGAAAUGUGUAAAUUGCCUGCUACAGUAGGCCCUCAGAUAUUUUUUAUCUUUUUUUUUUAUUAUGCACAUUGUUUUUCCUAUGUUUUUAUAGCUGCCUAUAAGGGGGAAGUCUGGUUAAGUAAUGAUUAUAAAAAGUUUGUAAACUAAUCAUUCAUGGUGACUUAUUUUCCAUCCAGUUGCUCGUAUUUUAUUAACCAUACCACAAGAAACCCACAUUUUUAAACUGAAAUAACAAGAAAAUUGUGCCAGUGCUCUUACUUCCCAUCUUGAUGGUAAAGUGAAAAGACAUUGGCUUGCAGAUGAUAGAUGUAAGGAAGCUUUGGUUCACUUGAAGGGUGAUCUUGGUGUUGUAGUACUUGUAUCAUAUAAAUCUUUUACUGAUUUUUCUUACUGCCAUAAAGGGAUUAGUGAGUUUGAUAUUGAUAAAAGUUAUUUGGUGCUUACCUUCAAGGCAAAGGAUUUGAUAACUGAAGAAAGGCUCUUAAAAUGCUAAAGCAAAAUCAAAUAAGGAAAACUUAAGGAUGAAAUGUAAUAUUCAGAAACAAUUUUAAUAAAGCCUGAAUCAAAAUAACUGCA